This is a messenger RNA of Guillardia theta CCMP2712, 1341 nucleotides long. RefSeq lists its product as hypothetical. The record is from RefSeq and is a predicted model, not a curated record. The transcript has 14 exons. Gene Ontology annotation, molecular function: phosphatase activity. The coding region runs from base 1 to 1341 and encodes 446 amino acids. NCBI's taxonomy places the organism in Eukaryota, Cryptophyceae, Pyrenomonadales, Geminigeraceae. Gene Ontology annotation, cellular component: cytoplasm.
AUGCAAAACGAGCAGGAUCUUACUGGAGCAUCUUAUGCCUUCACCUCCUCGUUGUUGCGAUUGUUCGUCAUCGCGCAUCUGGAGUUUCUGAUGGUUUGGACUUCGGACGCGGCCAACACCGUCCGAGGAGGGUACAGCCUCAAAGUGGACUUGCUCGAUCUGCAAUCGAGUGCAAUCAAACCUUUACCUCCAUCUCGAAGCCUCUCCCUUGCAAAGAGAUCAGAUGACGCGGCCCGACCAAAGUUGCUGCCCUGCCAAGCCAUGUCGCGCCUCAGGGGAGGUUCUCAAGACGUGGGGACUAGCGCCGGUGGCUCAGACACGGCUGGUCCGAACUUGGAUGUGCUGAAUGUGUCGGAAACUGCGCAAGGGCAAGCGCAGACAACGGUGAAGAAGAAAGGACCGCUGAGGAGGAUGACCCGGGCGCAUUCAGAGGUCACCUUCCCAUCCAUGGACUCCUAUGCUUACUCGGUGGAGACGGAGCUGGGUCGUCGAUGCAAGCGGAUCUACUUCAUAGGAAACGCUGAGGGGCUUCACAACACGGUCACCGCAAAGGAGCUCCUGGUCCACAACGGUGGGAUGGAAUUCUUCGACGCUGCUCUCUCCCCUAAGGGCUACGAGGAGUGUCAGCGGCUCAAGACGGAGAUUCUCUGCUCGAAACAUCCCCUCGACUUUCAGCUCGUCGUCGUCUCUCCCCUCACUCGCGCCCUUCAGACAGCAGAAUCAGCUCUAGGGGAUCUCAACCGUGCGACGCCAGCAUACUCUCGAGCUCGAUCGAGGUGCAUCAGCCCGCAGCCGGAGCCUCUGACGAUGGUGGAGAGUGACGACGGGAGGAACAACACGUUCCCGGGGAUGGACUUCAUGGACAAGGACUGGGACCAUCCUGCAGGCAUGUGGGAAGCGCAUCGCAAGUUUCCGCCGGGCUCGCUCAUCAACGAGGAGGAGGGGCACAAGUCGACGGUGGCAGAAGAGUUUUCAGCGCUGCACGACAAAUUGAUGGCAGUCAAACUGACUGAGGAGACCUUGACUAACCAGUCGGGCUCGAACGGGCAGCCUGCCUCAAGCGGCACGAAAAGGAGCCAGAGGAUCCCUAUCAUCGCCACGGACUUGUGUCGAGAGCGGAUCACAGGCCUGCCGUGUGACUGUCGCAGAUCUGUAACGGAGUUGAAGAAGGAGUUUCCCAAUGUAGACUUCUCGCUGAUCCGCUACGACGACGACUUCAUCGCGGAGAACUUGGUUGAGGACUUGGAGCUCUGCCGCAUGAGAGCGACUCGGUUCCUCCAGUGGCUUUGCUCGCGUCCAGAAGAGGUUGCCUCACGUCCAUCCUCGUCUGCUCUUCUAUAG